AUGAAAGCAUUCCGAUAUAAGGAUUAUCGACCUAACCCUCGACAAACAACCCCUAUUCCAAUUUCCAUAAAGGAUUCUUUGUUACCUGUAGAUCUUUUUAAUGACUUUAAGUUUGCCGUCCUUUCGAUUUAUAAUCGCUUACUAGGUAGACCUUCUUCAUCGAAUCUUUGGCCUAAUGACAGACCUACUCCGGAAGAGGAUGUUUUAGAAGAAAAAAAAGGAUUUUGGGAAGAAUUUUGGAGUUUCUUAACUUCUCCGUUUUCCGGACAUCCUGGGGAGGCGGAGGUAAAUAUAGAACGUGGUGGAGAGAAAGGGAAGAAUUCGAAUGAAGAACGGACAAUAAUACGGAUAUGCCGGGCCAUAGGAUUAAAAUGA
Molecule: messenger RNA, 375 nt
Organism: Acaulospora colombiana
Lineage: Eukaryota; Fungi; Glomeromycota; Glomeromycetes; Diversisporales; Acaulosporaceae
Source: the annotation of a GenBank genome assembly